Molecule: messenger RNA, 6375 nt
Organism: Epinephelus moara (kelp grouper)
Lineage: Eukaryota; Metazoa; Chordata; Actinopteri; Perciformes; Serranidae
Product: sodium/calcium exchanger 2-like
Exons: 4
Coding region: 1-804 (267 amino acids)
Biological process (GO): calcium ion import across plasma membrane; sodium ion transmembrane transport
Cellular component (GO): sarcolemma; axon; postsynapse
Molecular function (GO): calcium:sodium antiporter activity
Source: RefSeq, a predicted model, not a curated record
AUGACGGAAGCACCUGAUUUCCUCAAUGUAUUUUGUGCUUUUGAUUGGCAGAGCACUGUUGACAAGCUCAUUAAAAAGACCAACUUGGCGCUGGUGAUCGGCACACACUCCUGGAGGGAGCAGUUUGUGGAGGCGGUCACUGUCAGCGCAGGUGACGGCGACGAUGAUGAGGAGGGUCGUGAAGAGCGCCUUCCAUCUUGUUACGACUACGUCAUGCAUUUCGUCACCGUCUUCUGGAAGGUUCUGUUCGCCUGCGUCCCACCUACAGAGUACUGGAACGGCUGGGCCUGCUUCUUAGUCUCCAUCAGCGUCAUUGGCCUCCUCACUGCCGUCAUUGGAGAUUUGGCGUCACACUUCGGCUGCACUGUCGGGCUCCGGGACACCGUCACCGCUGUGGUGUUUGUGGCAUUGGGAACUUCUAUUCCAGACACCUUUGCUAGCAAAGUGGCCGCCAUGCAAGACCAGCACGCUGAUGCCUCCGUUGGUAAUGUCACCGGCAGCAACGCUGUCAACGUGUUUCUUGGGAUCGGCGUGGCGUGGUCAGUGGCCGCCAUCUACUGGAGAGUCAAAGGGAAGGAAUUCAAGGUGGACCCGGGGUCGCUAGCCUUCUCCGUCACUCUCUUCACCAUCUUCGCUUUCAUCUGCAUGGCAGUUCUUCUGUUCAGACGUCGGCCCUCCAUUGGUGGAGAGCUGGGGGGCCCAAAGGGAUCCCGCCUCGUUACCAGCCUGCUGUUCUUGGGUCUGUGGUUCCUUUACAUCCUCUUCUCCAGCCUGGAGGCCUACUGCCACAUCAGCGGCUUUUAAAAAGGAAGGAAGGAAGUUCUGGAAGAAUAUUGCACAACACACACAUAUACUUUAACACUCAGUCCAUACAGUACACAGUUCAACAUGAGACAAGUGUAAGAUUCAUCUGUUUGAUAGGGCUCGCUGCAGCUUGGAAGUGUCCUGAUCUUUGAUGCAGGGAUACUAAAACACUACAUGUUCAAACACAAACACACACACACACACUACUUGUACGCAUGUGUAAACAGAUCAUAACAAAUACGCACGCACAAUUACAGGCAUGAUAAAGGGCGAGAGGAAGUGUUAGUGAGGGGCGAGAAGUGUGAAUACAAAAGGUUGCUGCAGCAAAGUUAGCAGAGAGAAGACGGAGAAAGAAAGAGAUUGUGAAGUUGAGAUUUUAGAGGUGAAAAGAAGGUCAGGUGGGUUUAGGCUGGAGAGGAGGAGUCCUGUAGGAUCAGAACACAGAUAGAGAAGAGGAACAGAAACUUGUGCACACCGGACUAAAUGUUUCCAUUUGAGUUGCAGUACAGGAACAAUACCUUUGUUUUCUGCGACAAAACCUGUCCCUCCCGCCUCUCCUCUGUAUCACCUCUGUAUCUUUACUGGUACAGCUUCACGGUUCUUCACUGAGGAGGAGGGGCGCUGUGUGAAAACAGGAGUGGAAUGUUUACAAUAACAUUAAGUUUGUUUACUACAAGAGGUUCUUAUAAAGUGGUGAUGCUUGUCUAAUUCACUGUAUAGAUGAAGGCGGUUCUCCACAUGCGCUGUAAAUAGUAAAAACCAGUGUACUGUACAUAUAGAGUGUUGUGUUUUCAGUAGGCAGAUGAUGCCUUCCACUGACGAAGUUAGAGAGGGUGGAAAUUUGUAGCGACUAUUGUCAUGUUACAGUGAAAAGAAAAGGAAAAACAACAGUCAGGUCUCUGCUUCAAUGUUUUUAAAAUCCAUACCUCCCCAGCAUCCUGCGUUCCAGUCAGCUGUGUCUCUUUACCAAAUGGUUUCCGUGGUAACCAUAGCCCCUCUGACAUAGGUUUGUAUAUCAAACUGAUGGAUUAUGUUUUUGCAUGUACAGCCAGAUAUGGAGCAUUUUCACACAAUAAGUCAUAACUAUACUAUGUAAAAGGGAAUGAUCAGAAUCCACCUGUAAAUUACAUCCCUGCAUUUGUGUGUCAGCUGGUCCGUGAUGUUAAUCUUCCUGUGUAAAGCUGUGUGUGUGUAGGCAGACAGGAUGGAGGAGAGAAGUUUGGUCCAAGAGGAACAAAAAGGACAUUUUCCUCCUCAGAAGGACCAAAUAUGUUCCCACACACACACACACGCGCCGUGUGGAGUGUAACCAAAACACACAUGGAAACUUUGCUCAAGGCUUUUUUCUCAGUCCAGAUGGACUGAAAUCUGAGGACAGACACUAAACUACAGUCACUCAUCACUAUGUCAUUGUGGGUAGUGACAGACUAAUCCAUUAAUGUGGCAUGUAUCCUGACAGACUAAUCCUUGACCUUUAGUGACAGCAGCACGGUAACAUGCAUGGAUGGUCAAACAAGACUUAACAGUGUUAGUUUACUUUCAAGAGUGAAGUCUCUAGAGCCAGUCAAUAACAUUUAAGUCAUUUAAAAACUGACAGUCAUCAACAUUCAGUCUACAGCAUAUUGAUCAGGACGCAAGAUCCUUAUCUACACUAUAAUUAGGAUACAGGAUGCCAGUCUACACCAUGCUGAUGCUUCAACAUGGCACCCAUACAAUGCCUUAAGGAAAACUCUCAAGUUAAAGUCUAGUAUUCAAGCUUUCAGCUGUACAGAGCUGCACUUUAUUUGAUGUAAAACAUGCUGUGUUUUUCUUUUUUUUUAGUCGACAAACUAUUAGUGUGCAAUACAUGAAGGGACAGUCACUGGAGGAGACAGCUAUGGACUGUCUGAAGUUUCCACUGGUUCAGCUGACUAAUGUUACACUGAAUCCAGGUCUUCUCCUUUGGGACCCAAACACCAGGAAAAAUGUUGGCAUUGCAGGUUUCUGCAAACCAUGGAUACGUUACAUUACUAAGUUACUAUGCUGUGAAUACGUUAAAACUUUACAUUUAAACAAUGUAGUGGUGAAGUUUAGAACCAAACACCACUUGGUUUUAAAUAGGAAAGAUCAUGUUUUGGCUCAGAAUAUCUGAUUCUGCAGUGAUAUCUCGGUAAAAAGCAACCGCUUUUCAGUUGAUGCUCGCUGGAAAAACAGCAACAGGUCACUAAACAACACUUAAGUUUGAGGGCUAAAAAGCUCAAAAGCUUACUCACUCAACAGCAACCAGUUUUUGUGGCACUAUUCUGGCAUUAAACACAGCAAUUUCUCCUUAAAAAACAUCCACUUUUUGUGGCUCUAUCAGGUGUGGAAACACAAUGACGGGUUGCCAAAAACCACCCUCAUUUGGGGGCUAAAAGGCGGCUUGAAACACAGCGAUGUGUCGCUAAAAAAAGUGUUUUUUGUGGCACUGUCCUGGCUGCAAGUUCAACAGUGUCACAUUACAGAACAACCAGUUUAUGUAGCAUUUUCACUGGUGAAAACAGUGACAGGUUGCUAAAAAACACCCACAUUUAGGGGCUAAAAAGCCACUGGAAACAUAGUGACGGCUCGCUAAAAAACAACCAGUGUUGUUGUUGGUCCAUAUUCCACUAUCCCCUCCUUCUCCUGAUGACAAAGUCAGCUCACAUCACUUAACAAACAUUGAUAUGAUACGUAUGAAGCAUGCAGAUGUAAAGUAUUCAUGGUUUACAGAAACGUACAGUGCCAACAUUUUCUCCUGGUGCCUGGGCUGUAUGGGAAGACUUUGUUGUGAUUUGUCCCUGCACAUCCAUCUGUGCUCAGAGCACAAUACGAGUACCAGACAUGCUAAAAAUUGAUUCUGUACAGUGUUUAAAAGAAGUAACUUACAAAGGUCUAUCAUCUAAUGCUCUCAGUCUGUAGGUCAUCACAAAGAAAAGUAACACACACCAAGGGUUGCAGCGACGUGCUGAUCACUGGAAGACUCUGUCUUUUAAUCAGAUGACAUUUCGGCUCAUCUGAAUAAAAGAGAAAUGCAAAUGGAGCCAGAGUGCAAUACUAUUUUCCUACCUUACAGUGUGCAGGUCAGCAGCAGACAAUGAUUUGCUUUGCAGACAGCUGUCAGGCAGUCCAUUACAGGUUUAAAUCCAGGACAGUUUCUGUUGUCUUAGCACCAUAGCAUAGGGUGUUUUCACUGUAAAAUUCAUUAGAAAACACUGCCCCUCAAGGCAUAUAUGUGUUGCUCAGUAUUGCAUGGCAGAGUUGGAACACACAGUAAAAUGUCCACAAGCUACUGAGACUACUGGCUGCUUAAUAGACAGUUUAAUAAAACAGAACCAGAACACACAACUAGAGAAGUGCAAAUCAGUGAAAACUACUGCACCAGCAUUUCAGUUUCAUUUCUUUCAACACUGAUAUACAUAAAGCUGAGAAGUCAGUGCAUGAAAAAAUCUCAAAGCAAGCGCAGUGAGCAGUGUGCAACAUCACAGUACAAUGAUAAAGUAGCCAACUGUCAUGUUAGACUAGAAGCAUCACGAGUCCAGCAUCCUUUUCUACUUUGAUUCAUCAUGUCGACGCAUCACAGUCAAUGUUUUGAUUACUGUAAUACUCACUGCCUAAUAUCAGUCACAUGAAGUACAUUGCACUUUGUGCUGCAGGUGCAUCACAGACAUUUCACAAACAAAUGAUAAGUGCUAUACAAGUGGAAAUUGUCGUUAUUACACACGAUAAUAUCAGAAAGAUUUGAUUGGUUUACCCUUAACUAACUAUACUUUGUAAACUUUCUAAAACAGAUUUUGUAUCUUUUCCUUGCAGAUAAAGCCAAGGUAGAUUUUUUUGUAUUUCUAAACAAUGUUUAGAAUAGUAUCAAUAUAUACAAUUGGUAGUGUAGAUUGCAUCUUAAUGAAUUUAGUGGAUGAGGUUUUGAUAUAUUUUCCACAGCGAGGAAGCUCCCCUUUGAACCGCUCAAACAGUGUAGUGUAUCAUAACCAAACAAUAUCCCAUCUAAUUUACUGAUGAAGUACGUUCGUGUCUAUGUUACUUAUGUGUAAGAUUAUUUAUUUAGAUAUUUAUUUAUUUAAAAGAAGAUUAUUUAUCUAUGGAUAAACUGUGCCGCAGGUCCUUGAAGCAAAAAGUUCAGAGUUUAGUUCAAGGCGUGUGGUUUCAAUGUGCAAUACAGAAAACAAAACAUAUUUCCUUAGUAGCUUUGACAAGAGGUCAGUUCACAUCUUAUUUCUGCUCCAGUGUUUGUUGUAACCCUCCGCCAGCGUUCAUUUCUUCAUUCAGUUCUCUUGGAGGAGGAGUUUUUGAGUGUAAGUAGCAUGUUUACAUGAAGAAACAGUGUGGAACAUUGCCAGUAUAAUUGUCAAUCUUGGGUGGUCAUGAGCUAAAGAAGGACUUUCUGUAGAUAUCAGUGGUGGCUGUGGGGCAGGUCAGUGCUGUCUGAGAUUGUAACAGUAGCUUAACUGUAGUCUACUCACUAAACCACCAGGUGGGACCAAGAGUAUAUAUAACACACACACACACAGAUCUGCUGAACUCUUGUUUAAUCUGUGACUGGGUAAAGAAUGCAUCAGGUUGUGUACCCAGCAACGUUGUCCCAGCAGGUGUGACCCCGGUGUGGCUCAGCACCCAGAAACAGAACUGUCUACAAUGUCCGGACAAUGUUCCAUGUUUCCAUGAACUUCUGUACUAACUGUCUGGCUUCGGCCUUUGCUGUUCUGUAUCUAGAUGUGAUGCCUCCCCAUCCAACCUCUCCUCCUCACCCAACCCUACCCCAGUGUGUGUCUGUGUUUGCUUCCCCUCCGUGUUCCUCUGCAGAUGCAUGAUGAAUCCCCGUGUUCGUGUGUUAGCAGCAUGGUCUACUGUGAUGGACGCCUAUAGGCAUAUUUUACCCGUGGGGGUGAUUCCCCACAGUUUGAAUCCCAAAAACCAGAGGUUCUUUGUGAAAUAAAAUGAGCACACACAGACACAACCACAACUCCAUACUGAAGAGAAACAUUCACACAGAGACAGCAUUUAUGGAUUCAGUGUCUACGGCUCAUUCGUUUUGUUCCCUUUAGAAGCUGUGAAAAAAGAGCGUGCUCUGUUGUGUCAAAGCUCCGUCUGCAACAAGCAACAUCCCAGGUCAUCUUUUUGUUUGUUGGUGUACGAUAUUUCUGUGUCUGUGUUAGUGUUCCCCCUCUUCUUCUUCUUCUUCUUCUUCUUCUUCUUCUUCUUCUUCUUCUUCUCUUCUCUCGUUCUCCCAUUCGCUCCCUCCCAGGUCUUGCUCUUCAAUGUGUCUCUCUGUGAAGUUUUUUCCUGUGAUGAUGAAAAUUUCUCUCUCUGCCUGAACCUUUGUAGGGAAAUAAUGACUGAGUUACUACAAUAUCAUGUGAUAGACAUAAACAUUUAUUCAAUACUGUAAUAAAUUAUUAACUGAAGAUGAUAUUUAAGUUUUUUUAUGAAAUGCAAAGAAAAAAUCUUUGAAAAAAAAGACAACUUGUUUUUGAGAACAUGGCAUGAGGUGUAAUGUGUUACUGAAAGACAAUGAAGGUCUUUAAUUAAGUGAAAUUGACCUUAUUUGAAUAUAGUUUA